AAGUUAGGAACAACUACAGGAGCCCUCUGGAGUGCUUGUGUAGUUUAUGUUUGUCUUUCUUUUGUACUAGUGUGCUAAAUAAAGCUGAACUCAUAAUUGUUUCUGGUUCAUAAUGUAAUAGCACAGACUAAAUGAGAAAGAGCUGGAACUUCCCUUGAAUGAUUGUUUAGAGCCCUACUCAUCUCUCUUUGUCGAAUGAUGUAGACCAAAAUUUAGUCUUCGAAAAAUGGAUGGGCAAGCAUGCCGGAGAUCUAAUAUAAUUAGAUAAAGAUAGGCUGAGAACAUGCAAUGCUUUCAGUCAUUUAUGCAUUAUUAUAUGCCCAAGUAAUUGGCCUUUGAUAACUAGGUUUAGAUGCAUUCAAAUUUUGCACUUAGCAAGCAGAUUCUGAAAUGUGUGAGGUUCUUACCAGUGUUACAUGGUUAAAGUUCUUGGCCAUCGUUGCUUAGUUGCGAAUGUUUGUAGUGGACAAGAAUGUAAGUUAAACCAACAGUCAAAGAGAAGUUGAAGGAACCAUCAAUUCAAAAAAAGUAAAAAUGUGUCAGAAAAUUCAUGAUUCUAUGAAACGAUUUAGAUAAUAAAUCCUGUUUGAAAAUUCUUUUAUAUUGGUAGCACGAAAGGAAGAUGGGAGACCUCAAAACUUCCACUUUUUAAUUUUUUUUCUUGUGUGGUUUCUUGAUUAUGUAAGGAAUUGUUUGGUAGAAACUUUCUUCUAUGUUGAUUUAUUUGUCAUGUUACUAAGUGUAAAGGCAUCAAGUAUUCUCUCUCUCUCUCUCUAUCUCGAGUAUGAUUCAAGUGUUGUUAUAAUCUUGUUUUUCAGUUGGUCUAUAAAUUAAAACAUUAAAAUCAUCAAUUUAUUUGACCACUUACAUUCUGUUUACUAUUGUCUUUUAGGAAUGGAAAACACAUACUGCCUGAUUCUUUCGUUUAUCUUCUGAUUCCAGGGCUUUUUAGCAAUCAUGGUCCCUUAUAUUUUGUGAGCAUCAAAAGGUUUUUCUCGAAGAUGGGUCUGGCUUGUCAUAUUGCUAAAAUCCACAGUGAGGCAUCAGUCGAACGGAAUGCAUGGGAACUGAAGCAGUAUAUAGAGGAGCUAUACUGGGGUUCAGGAAAACGCAUAAUGCUGCUUGGUCAUAGCAAAGGCGGUGUUGAUGCUGCAGCUGCUUUGUCAAUUUAUUCGCACGAAUUAAAGGAUAAGGUUGGAGGAUUGGCAUUGGUGCAGAGUCCUUAUGGUGGUACGCCUGUAGCAUCUGAUAUUCUCCGCGAAGGCCAAGUGGCUGACAAGGAAACCCGUAAAAUCAUGGAGUUUCUAAUAUGCAAACUGAUUAAGGUAACAUUUUCCUUUUCCCAUGAUCAAAACUCAUAAUAUUGGCUGAUCCAUUAAAGAAGAUGGGAAAUUAUACAGCAUAAUGUGGUGGUUAGCUUACACCUACUGCGACCUUCCAACUUUAGUCAAACUUGAAACUAGCUAUUGAGGGGGAAAAUGUGGUCUGAGUCAUUUAGUUAACCUACAAUUUUGAAUGAAAAAAAUAAUUACUUAAGCCCCUAUUUGAUUGCCAUUAUUGAGAAGAAAUG
Molecule: messenger RNA, 1570 nt
Organism: Olea europaea var. sylvestris
Lineage: Eukaryota; Viridiplantae; Streptophyta; Magnoliopsida; Lamiales; Oleaceae
Exons: 3
Coding region: 1002-1361 (119 amino acids)
Biological process (GO): lipid metabolic process
Source: RefSeq, a predicted model, not a curated record